Molecule: messenger RNA, 1032 nt
Organism: Vicia faba (fava bean)
Lineage: Eukaryota; Viridiplantae; Streptophyta; Magnoliopsida; Fabales; Fabaceae
Source: the annotation of a GenBank genome assembly
AUGCCUUUUCUCAUAUUCAAGGAGCAAAAAGACUUCAUUCAAGGAAGAAAUAUUCAUGACUCAAUCUGUUUAGCUUUUGAGGCCUUUAAUAUGAUGGAUAGGAAAUGCUUCAGCGACAAGCUUUUGAUACUCUUAAUUGAAAAUUUUCUCCUCAAGGUUUUGGAUAGUUUUGGUUUCUCUUCCAAGUAUUUGGAAGAAGUUCUUAGCAGAGGCAUUUCUAGAUUGGUUUUCGUUGGUGUUGUUAAGCCUAUGCUCGGUCCUAAAAACUCGCCCUUUCUUUCCCACACUCUUUAUGUGGAUGACAUUCUCAUUUUUUGUAAAGGCACUAAAGCUAAUUUGCAAGUCAUGUUCUCUUUCUUUUCCUCUUAUGCUGCUGCCUUGGGUCAAGUUUUUAGCCCCUCAAAAUCUUCUUUUUUUGUAGGUGGGAUAUCGAUCAAUCAUCACAUUAAUUCUUUCAUUUGGCUUAGGAUUAAAGAUCAUUGUAAUUUGGUGUUAGAUAAUUCUUAUUGGUCUUUGGUAAACGGAAACAGAAUCCACUUUUGGAAAGAUGCUUGGUCGGGUUCUUUAUUUCUUAAUGAGAUUGGUAAUGUCUCUCUUUCUGAUGUUAAUAUCAACUUUGAUGCCAUUAUUUCUAAUUACUCUACCAAUUUGGAUUGGAAUGUUUUUGUGGCUUGGUUUAAUUUGUUCUCGUUUCUUGAAGAGAGAUUGGUGGAUUUUGUUGUUCAUGAAGGUAAUAGAGAGAAUCUUCUGUGUUGGAAAAGCUUCUUUAAUGGUCUUCUUUCUUUAAAGGAUGCUUAUGCUUUCAUUCAUCGAAAUUCGACACAGGAUCUAUGGGCUAAAAAUCUAUGGAAUAAUAACAUACCUCUCUCUCGUUCCCUUUUGGUUUGGAGGCUGCAUCAAAAUAAAAUCCCAACCUAUGAUCAGUUAAAUCUACGGGGAUUUUCGAUUAUGUCCAAAUGUUCUCUUUGCAACCGACAUGUUGAGAAUUCUGAUAAUCUUUUUUUCUCCUGUUCAUUUGUUGUUGAUUUCUAG